Messenger RNA from Diaporthe amygdali, 1968 nucleotides. RefSeq names its product metabolite transport protein YwtG. Gene Ontology annotation, molecular function: myo-inositol:proton symporter activity. Gene Ontology annotation, biological process: transmembrane transport. Gene Ontology annotation, cellular component: membrane. The record is from RefSeq and is a predicted model, not a curated record. Bases 1 to 1968 code for a protein of 655 amino acids. The transcript has 7 exons. NCBI's taxonomy places the organism in Eukaryota, Fungi, Ascomycota, Sordariomycetes, Diaporthales, Diaporthaceae.
AUGCCUCCCGCCAAGAUAGACACGGAGUCUCCCCCAGAUGAGAGCGUCCAUAAGGGCGUUCGCACUUCUGGAAGUGAUGGCGGCCCUUCAGAUAAGGCCGGCCAAGCCUCCAUUGCCGCUCUGUUGCGCAACCCCCUUCUAGGAUUGUCUCAUGACGAGCUCAUGGCAGACGUGGAUGCCUUCACGGAGAAAUAUGGGCUCAACGAACACCGAGAUUCUUUUCGUAAAGGUGCCUUAGUGGCUCAAGCCAGCAAUCGCCCUAAUGGCUUUGAAACUAUUGCCGAACUGAACGAGGAAGAAAAGGCCGUGCUCCAGAAAGAAGUCACGCAUCGCUGGGAUCAACCCUUCAUGCUCUAUUUCCUCGGACUACUUUGUGCUGGAUCAGCAAUUGUGCAGAUAUGUCAUACUUUCCCCGAAUAUACAAAUCAUUUCGCUGACAAGUACAUUACGGUAUGGAUCAAACAGCGGUCAAUGGUGCUCAGGCUCGUGACUCCAUCAGGGGGCCAGCGUAGUUCUUUUUCUAACAAUGGAACAGGUCUCCUCAAUGGUGCUCCUUAUGCAUUCUCAGCGCUCUUCGGCUGCUGGACCUCACCGUUCCUGAAUAAAUGGACAGGCCGCCGUGGCACUAUCUUUAUUUCAUGCUUCUUCUCCGUCGUGACAGGAUUUUGGAUGGCGGCAGCAGAUACGUGGUACAAUCUCUUGAUCGCGCGCUUCGGGCUUGGUCUUGCCGUCGGCGCAAAGAGCAGCACAACGCCAGUUUACUCAGCAGAGUCGGCACCAAAGGCUAUCCGCGGGGCUUUAACAAUGAUGUGGCAAAUGUGGACAGCUUUCGGCAUCGCACUGGGACUGAUUGUUUCAGUUGCCUUCCGGACCACGGAUUUCCUCGGCCCAAACACCCAGUGGCGGUGGAUGUUAGCAAGCACUUCAAUCCCGCCCUUGAUAGUUAUGGUGCAGGUCUACUUCUGUCCCGAAAGCCCACGGUGGUACAUGGAAAAGGGCAAAUACACGCACGCCUUCCAGUCAGUCAGCCGACUACGCCGUCAUAAAAUCCAGGCUACGAGAGAUAUGUAUUAUGCACACAAGCUCCUCGAGGUCGAGACUCGAGCAAGAAGCGGUCACACCUGGAAAGAAUUCUUCACCGUUCGAAGAAAUAGGCGAGCCGCCACUUACUCGUAUUUCGUUAUGUUCAUGCAACAGUUUUGCGGAAUAAAUGUCGUUAUGUACUACUCAACGGCCAUUUUCGAAUCGUCCGGCUUCCAAAGGUCCGAGGCGUUGCUGACGAGCAUGGGUAUGGGCCUGAUUAACUGGCUGUUUGCAUUGCCCGCCUUCUAUACGAUCGACACCUUUGGCAGAAGGAAUUUAUUGCUGGUCACAUUCCCUCUGAUGUCGCUUGCUUUGAUCUUCACCGCCUUUAGCUUCUACAUACCUGAAGGAACCGGACGGCUGGCCUGCGUAGCGACUGGCAUCUACAUCUUCGCGGCCGUAUACUCACCAGGGGCUGGGCCCGUGCCCUUCACAUAUUGCGCCGAGGCAUUCCCACUCCACAUUCGCGAUAUCGGCAUGAGCAGCGCGACGGCCGUCACGUGGGGCUUCAACUUCAUCAUCAGCUUCUCGUGGCCAAAAAUGGUGGACAGCUUCACGCCGACGGGGGCCUUCAUGUGGUAUGCGUGUUGGAACAUCUUCGGAUUUGUGGUUGCGUACUUCUUCCUCCCCGAGACGAAGAACUUGACGCUCGAGGAGCUGGACAGCGUCUUUGCCGUCCGAAACCGUGACCACAUGCAGUAUUAUGCGAAGAAGGCGCCUUGGUACGUGAAUAAAUAUUUGCUGCGUCGAGAUGUCGCUCCGUUUCCUGCCCUUUAUGAGGUUGAUGAUCAUCACGAUAGCCAUCACGCAACCCAGGAGAAGGAAGUGGUGCAAGAAGCUGAGGGUGGUUUGGUGUCGGGUGGUUUGAGCGAGAAGCAAUCUUGA